AUGAAGUCAUCAAGUUUUGGAUUUGGCCAGAAUAAAUUUUCUGUUAAUGCAAAGGCAAAUGAAAAUGAAGGUUUAGAAAUUGGGUUUAAAGAUUCCAAUUUAGAUAUUGCAAGCAAGUAGCAAUAGUAAUUUUAUGAUAAGAUAGAAUAAGCAAACUAGAUAGGAAAAUAGUUAUCUAACAACGCAUCAUCUAUAUAAAAAUAAGCAGGUGAUUUAGCAUCAAAUGCAGAAAAGCUCUCAAUGAAGGAAUUAGGAAAAGAUAUAAAUGUUGCUAAGUCAACUGUUAAAUAAGCAGAAAACAUUUCUUCUUCUAUAACUGGAUUUGGAAAAAGUAUAAAAAAUGCUGAGAAUGCUUUUGAAAAAAAUAUAUCGACAAAUGCAUCUGUAAAUAUUGAUGGAGGUUUUAACAUUAAAGUGAAUGAUAAUAGUGCAUUUGGGUUUUCAGGAUUAAAAUCUGUCUAAAAACAAGCAGAAUCUACAGGCAAAUAAUUAGGAUAGCUAGCUCAAAAUGUUGAAAAUAUAGGCGAAAAAGGAUUGUCUUUGAAUAACUCUCUCAACUCAAAUUUAAUUGGAAAUCAAAGCAUUAAAAUAAAUGAAAAUAAAUUAGGGCUGCCAGGAUUUAAAUAGGCUUCAAACUUAUCAGAAUCCUCUAUAAAAUAUGCAGAUAAAAUGAUAAAAGAUUCAGAAAAAGUAUAUGACUCUACAAAAAAUUAAUAUUCUGAAGCUGGAGGCUUGUCUUUCGGGAAUACCAAAAAUUUCUCUAACAUAGGCGCGAAAGUAGAUUAACUAAAUCCUCUUGGACGCUUAGAAGAUGAAUACAAAAAUGAUUUAAGCAAAGUAAACCAGUUCUCCAGUGAUAUGAACAAAAAUUUUAAUUCUUUAAAUGAGAGUUAUAAUGAAGCAAAUAGGUAAAUUGGUUCUCUGAAUCCAUUUGUUUAGAAAAAUGAUUUGGCUAAUUUUCAUAAUAUUAACAACGGGUUUGAAAAAACAGUGAAUGGUGUGAAUUCUUUAGUAAAGUCUACUAAUGGUUAAUAUAUUAGCAAAGCUUUAGAAUAAGAAACUUAAGAUAAUUCUGUUGAUAUUAGCUCUAGAAAUCCAUUUUAAUAAAGUCAAUUCAACAAAUUUAGACCAGAUCCUGUAAAUACUAAUUAAAGUGAAAGUGUUUUAGCAGCAAAACAAGGCAAAAGAAUAUUUUAGUAAGAACUACCAUAAAAUAGUUUGCAAGUAAUGAACAAUGGUAAAAAUUUAAACAGCAGCCAAGUUAUUUAGGUGUACGAUGAAAAAGAAGAAAAAGUAAAAGCUGGUAAGAUGCUUAAAAAUAUCCCAUGGGCCUUGCUAGGUAUAAUAGGUUUAUGGACAUUUAUAUUUAUGAUAUCAGAUAUUAUAGACUAUUCUAAUUGGAAAUUUGUUCAAGAAAACUCUUUAACAAAUGUAGCUAGUUGGUAUUCUUCGGAUUUAAAGAUGCAAUAAGCUGCUUUAGGGUAUAAUGGAGGAUUAGGAAGGAAUUAUAUUUCACUAAUUGAUUUUAUUCUUUUCUAUUAUAUCACGAAGAUUUUCUAUAAUUUAUGGCUUACUAAUGAAUAUUUUGCUGCAAGUACAAUAAAAAAUUUAGUAACUGUGGUGCUAUUUUUGAAAGAUAUAACUGUUAUAAUUCUAGCACUUACAGCAGGAAAUUACUCAUCUUUUUCUGGAUGGUCAGGUUUUGGGUUUUUCUGGCUUUCUACUUUUGCAAAAAUUAGUAUUAUCCUAAGUUUUUCUAAAAUAUUUUUCUUUCGUUUAAAUUAUUUCAGAUAAUUUUCAUAACAGAAGGAUUGUUGUUGUCAUAUUCUAACUAAUUGGGGUAAUAGUUUAUACAACUGGGCUUCAGCUGGUGGUUAAAGAAAUGCUGAGUUAAUGUUAUCUUUAUUAAUUUUUGGAUUAUAUAUUCCUUUAAUCCUCCAUUGCAUAGUUGGUAUAAUAGAAUCUACUUAUGUUCUGAUCAUUUGGAUUUCUAUACUUUUCUUCCUUUAAUAGUUUAUUUAAUUAUGCUUUGAAAUAUGUAAACCACGAAGUGAGCAAGGCAAUAAGAAUUUGGUAUAAAGACUUUUGGACAGUUAAAAAUAAGGUAUAUCUGAAUUAGCAGGAAAAUUCUGGGUUUACUUUACUUUGCUAUAUGUAAUAAUACCUGGAGUAGCUAGUGUUAGCUUCGGUGCUAAUUUCAAGAAUGCUAUUUAAUUCCACUUUAACGGCUAAUAACUUAUGUUUAAUUUCUUUUCUAUUCCUGCUUCUGGUAGUGGAUAUGAAGAUACUAUGACUUUUAUUUGCAAUUUACUUUCACUUAUUUGA
This is a messenger RNA of Tetrahymena thermophila SB210, 2325 nucleotides long. RefSeq names its product transmembrane protein, putative. The transcript is spliced from 5 exons. NCBI's taxonomy places the organism in Eukaryota, Ciliophora, Oligohymenophorea, Hymenostomatida, Tetrahymenidae. The record is from RefSeq and is a predicted model, not a curated record.